AUUACGAAACUGUCAAAACAUUUUUUGAUCCCGUUAUUGGCAGAAUAAUUCGAUUAAUACGUAGGCAGUUAGAGGAAAGUGACGGUGAUUGUUCUGCAAUAUUUUUGGUUGGUGGAUUUAGCGAAUCACUUUAUUUACAGAAAAGAAUUAAAGGUGAAUUUAAAAAACACGUUUCUAUUGUUUCAGUUCCUUCUGAACCGGCAUGUGCAGUUGUUAGGGGAGCAGUUGAGUACGGGUUGAAUACAGAAAACGGAGGAAUACGUACGUUUCAUCAGAUAGCCAAGAAAGGUCAACGAGUUGAAGUUGGACAAUUAAUUAUACAAAUACCUGAUGUUCAUUCAGGAAUAAACGGACAUAUUGAAUUCGAAUGUACGUUUUGUUUCGAUCGAGACGAAAUUACUGCCAUUGUUAAAAAUAAAGAAGGCGGCAGAGAAUAUAAAUGUGAAUUUGAAUUAGAAUUUUAA
Messenger RNA from Entrophospora sp. SA101, 464 nucleotides. Lineage: Eukaryota; Fungi; Glomeromycota; Glomeromycetes; Entrophosporales; Entrophosporaceae. The record is from the annotation of a GenBank genome assembly.